AGAACAUCUCCUCUGUGUGCAAUAGAAUUUUUGCUAUUACUUUUGCGCUGUUACUCAGAAGUGUGGGCCGUGGUUUGGUUAUGUCCCUUUUGUUUGUUUGAUCGAAGUGAAAUAGUGUAGAACCGUACACCGAAAUCGGCAUAACGACACGAUAGGAAUAACACUAAAUCGAAGGAGCAGCACACUGCAUCAUACCAAUCCACACCCAAACAAAGGGCAAAACCACAAAAUGGCAUCGCCCCGAUGUUCUUCUUUCGCGUUCGAAACUGGCUUCCCCGGAAGCCCACACUCCAUCACCAGUAACCACGGCAGCAAUGGACCCUCCGAGAUCACCGCUCGAUCUCUAGCGCGGUCGUGCGGGCUGCUAUCGGCUACGCUCUGGAUCGGAUACACGCUCGGAGCUUCGAAAGCGCCACCCACUGCGCCGGUGCUUUCAUCCGAUUUGAACGUGCUAGCAUCUCUGCGCGUUCUAGCGGACCGGUUCGAGGAAUGGAUCCAGUGGAUCGUUGUUCCCCUCUAUCUGCUGGGAACCGUGACCUAUCUCUCGGUGCGAACCUACAACGAUACGGAUUGGACUUUGGUGCUAUCGAGCACAAAAACGAGCGAAAAAAAAUUCAGAUAUUCGCUCCUCCCCUCGCUCAGAAUGGCGAGCACGGAGACCAUUCCCGAGGAACCCGAGGAAGAGGGCUUGAAAGAAGAAACGACGACGCCCUUGUCCGUCACACCCCUGCCUUCACAGAAGUACGACAAGCCGGCCCCGAUCGACAUGAACGGUACUUUCAAGGUGGUGGAGAACCACAACUUUGCAGAGUUUUUGAACGCCCAGGGCCUCCCUUGGUUUCUCUGCAAGGCAGCAUCCAAGGCCCGACCCACACACACUUUUUCGCUGCCCACCUACUCGGAUCUGACCAUCACCAUCAAGGGGAUCAUCGAAUCAGAGACCCACUACACGAUCGACGGCCCCUGUACGGAAACGACCAUCCGGGGGCGGGUCUUUCGCGAUUCGGUGAACUAUCUGUACGAAGAAAGCGACGAAGGCGAAAACGACGGCGUCUGCGUCGGCCUGCGCACCACUAAGGUGUCCGUCGGUGAGGGGUACGCGGUCCACGUUCAGCGGCGGAUCGUUCCCGCCGGGGCCACCUAUGCUCCGCCCAAGGGGCAGCACGCGUACGACCUCGGGACUCCCGCGGACGUCGACCGGCUGCUCAUGACGAACACGCUCGUCUACGACGAACCGGCCAAGGGGGGCAGCGGCGUCGUGGCCUCGCAGCUCUUCCACCGGCAAUAACAGUGGCGUGUGGCUAAGGCAGGCGAACGAAACGAAACAGAACGGAACGGGGUUUGGUUUUGCGUUGGUGCUAUAGUGUACCACGACGCAGUAUAGAACAGGUAGCAUGGUAAAAUGACAAGAAAUGAAAAAUCAUAGACCACCAACCAUAGAGGAACAAACACCGUGGGUUCUUCGUUUGUUCCAAUGAACCAGAUGCAUUGGGCAGUGUGCGGUACCGUUUGGUUUACACGUCGCAUUCUCUGUUUCGACAAGAUUGUUGUGAUAACGACACGCCACGACGUUACUUGUACUAUAGUACGAUAGAAAGCAUGAUGCUUUAGUACAUGUUUAUGUUAUGGAUCCAAGGAAAAAUGCACUAAUUGAUCUUUGCCGCUAUGAACCAUGAUGGCCUUAUCGUUGUAUGAGUGCAUGGAUUGUCUUCCGAAAUAUACAAUGAUUUAUAUCUGCCGCACGUGGCGGAGCAUUUUGUGGUUAUAUUGAUUCAAUCCAAACCAAAUUGGCUCGAUGGGUUUGUCUUCGUAUUGGUUUUGAUUUGUUUUGUUUUGCUGUGCGCCAUCCAGCCACCACAUCCCUCAUUUAUGGCCGGAGGGGUGGCUCCUUCUCGUAAAAGGCAUCGGGGACUUCGCAGGCCGACGAAUACUCCCCUCCGUCGGAUUCGGCUUCCUCGCUGAAAAGGACGCACUCCUCGCAGAACUUCAGCACGUCUUCGGGGCCCAGCUCAUAGAAAUCCUCAAAAAUAUCGCAGUUCCCGGUCGCGACGCAGCGGUCGGCGCAAUACUUUUCCGGCUUGAGAAAGGCCAUGCGCUCGUCCCGCUUGUGAUCGGCAAAGGCGGCCCGGUCCUCUCCGUCGAGCUCCAGCAUGGAGGAGGGGUAUCCGCUGGGGCUGGUUUCCGAGUCCGAGAGCCGCGAGAGAACCGCACCCUUGUUUUUUUUCAUCCACUCGCCCUCGUAUUCCUUGCGGUGGUCCUGGCGGUAGAGCUCUUUGUCGAUCAUGUCGGCAACCCAGUCUGUCGAAUUGAACGUUGUGAGGGUGAGGCGAGGUGAGAAAUUUCAAGUGGGUAGCAUGUUGGUUAGCUGGCGAGACUAAUGGGAUGUUGCGAAACGAAACGAAAUGAAACGAAGGAGAAAUCCAUCGCACUUGAAAUCUGCGGUCGCAGUUUGUUUCCGUUUUCCGGUCGAUCGAUGCACGCCUUGUGCAGCCUGCUGUGGCUCGUUGCGCUGGGCUCCGAUCCUUCGGUUUUUGGCGCUGCCAAGUUCUUUCGUGCCGUAUUGCUUCGGACGUACCUUCCAGAAAGACCCGCGUGUCGCUAGAUCCGUGGCGGCGGUGGUGGGACGCAUACACCGGCCGGAAGGCCUCCACUUUCGACGUGAGGUGGAUCAUAGCGGCAAAGAAGCCGAUCGCGCCCAUUAGCGCUAGCGAGAGGCCGAUGAUGAAGGCCGGGUUUCCGACCAAGCUGCUGGAUCGGUGGAUCUUUGCGAUCGAGUGCCUCCGUCGGAGCUGCGCCUGCUCGUAUCGGUAGUGGGAUUUUUCUUGUGAGGCAAUCGUCAUUUUGUGGUGCCGCGAGUUCAGUCGAGUUCAGUCGAGAUAUGUUUCAAGUUGGUGAAUAACAGAAAAAUAGUUGUGAUGGGUAUCGGAUACACCAAUAAUAAUUAUUGACAAAGCACAAGACAAUUCCGUGUCGUGUCGCGUCUUGUCUCCGGCUUCUUUGCUUCUUUCCUCGUGCAAAGAAUUUCUCUGCGAGCAUUACUGGUACGCGUACGAAUGUCGUUCGACGAAUCCGUCGAAUCCCAGUGAUGGAUGUCACUGCUGUGAGGGUGAGUCGAAAUCCAGUACAAAGCAGGGUACAAACUGGCCAGAAAGAUUUUUCUUCUGCUUUCCAAACGAUCAUCAUGGGAAGUACGAGUACGUACCGUCCGGUAAUACGGCGUAUGGGCAGACACUCGAAGCCAAUCGGUCCCUGGUUUUUGUUUCAUUCUAGAAACAAAAAAGCGUCACGACCAUCCAAUAAGAAUCGUGGAGGAGAUCGACCAUGGCGGACACGAAUGAACCUCGCUGCCUCGCACACAAAAUAAACCCAAGAGAACCGUGGUGCUUUCGUGUCACGAAUGAAGAAACUAAGGUAGGUCUACUCAAGCGUUACAAUCAGCCCAAAACGGACGGUAGUAGACGGUGGCGAGCUUAGAGCAUUGUACUACGAAGUAGACGAAGUAGAGGCAAAAGAGACUUUUGGGUGAGAUUGUCUAUGAUUCUAAGUGGCAAAGAGAUCCUGAUGAACGAGGGACGAAAGAUCACAACAAGGAUAUGGGAAUGGAGCUUUCAUCUCGGAACAAGUGAACCAAAAUUACGCCUCGGUCAGUUACAUCGACCAAAGAUGCUGGUGGAGAGGUACGUACAUUGCUACUGUUGAAAAUACACAAAUUUGAUAUCAAGCUAGCAGUGAUAUGAGAAAUUUUCACGCAAUAUCAUAUUGGUUACUCUGAGUCUAGGUUGUCGUUGGGUUUGUAUUAUCAUUCGAGUUCCAUCACAUUGCACGGGAGAAAUCUUGAUUCGUGUACUUCCAAUUGAAGUCAGUAGAGCAGUGCAGACUCUUCAAGUCACCAUGGUACCAGACCAAACCAACAUUUAUACGACUGGAAUAGGAAACAAGCGAAGUAAAAUCACGAUUGUCGAGCAAGCAAGUCAGUGCAUUGCUUGCCCAUCCACCGUAUAGAUCUCGUUGUUUCCAUGUGAUCGUUCAACCUCCUUUUUGCAAUCUUUUCCAAGCGUAUUCUUUCCAAGACAAGCUUGAUAGUUAACUGAGCAGCUAGUUUCGCCAGAACGGAAAGACCACAAAAGCAAUGUUCUCAUCACAAAACCCAAGCGUCCACACGACAAGACACCGCACGAAGAUCCACUAUCUCUUACGACCACACCCACAUUCGUGAUGGAAACACGACGGCUUUUCUUUCUCAUGAAUAUCUUACCACGCUUCUAGUAUUGCAUAGAAUAAAUCUAGCUGUAUCAU
Molecule: messenger RNA, 4296 nt
Organism: Pseudo-nitzschia multistriata
Lineage: Eukaryota; Bacillariophyta; Bacillariophyceae; Bacillariales; Bacillariaceae
Source: the annotation of a GenBank genome assembly